AUGGGUGCUCAUAACACUGGACGCAUGAGCUCGCUGACCAUCAAACAGGGCUCGAAUUACAUCCGAGGAAUAGCCUACCAGGAGGAUUAUGAUGCUCGAGGAACGAACACAAUCGGCUCUUCCGAUUCCACCAAGUACCUGGACCCUCUGAUCAGCCCCUCUUACUGUGCCCAUGAUAUUCCCUAUCUCGUCCAGUUGCGGACCAAUGUCAUCCGCAACGCCAUCGAUCCGAUGCUGGACCACAACGGAUUGGAGCAAUACGAUCGGUAUACCUGGGAUAUUGACGCGUUACACCAAUAUGACAAUGUGAUCGGCUUUUUUGCUGGGAACGAGGUCGUCAACCAUGCCAAUCAGUCUGCGGGGGAUAGGACAUCACUGGCAGUUGGAUAUGCGACCACCGACCACGAGGAUUACCGCCUAUCGCUUUCUGACUAUCUCAACUGCGGAGAUCGACCGAGCUCUCUGGAUUUCUUCGGUUACAACAUCUACGAGUUCUGUGGAGACAGCAGUUUCAAGACAUCUGAUUACGAGGCCCGAACAGAAGAAUACAGAAGAAACUACUCAAUUCCAGUCUUGUUCUCCGAAUAUGGAUGCAACACUGUCAAGCCUCGCAAGUUCAAAGACGUGCCUGUGCUUUUCGGUUCCAAUAUGAACAAUGUCUGGAGCGGUGGUAUACUCUACAUGUACUUCGAGACUCCUAACGAUUACGGAAUCGUGUCCGCUGGAGACCACCUCUCUAUCAGCGCCCAGGCAGACUACAGCUAUUAUUCUGGGGCAAUUGAAAGUGCCAGCCCGACUGGUAUUAACAGCGGCAGCUACUCCCCCACCAACUCCCCUCAUGCGUGUCCCACUGUCGACAAUAUCUGGCGGGUAAUUUCCAGCCAUCUCCCUCCUGCACCAAACAAGGAACUAUGUUCCUGCAUGUUGGACGCUCUGGAAUGUGUCGUUAAGAGCAACGUGGGCCCACAUGAACUCGGGAAGCUAUUUGAGCAGGUCUGUGGGAAUUCGAAGGGCGCCUGCGAUGGAAUCUCUGACAACGCGACUUCCGGAGAGUAUGGUGCAUACAGUGUCUGCUCCAGUCGCGAUCAACUGUCCUUUGUCUUCGAUCGCUAUUUCCAUGCCCAUAAGGCCCCCGCUUGCGAUUUCAAUGGUGCUGCCACGAUAAAGGCGGCCAAUAUUGCCACGGGGAACUGUAAGAAAUUGAUCGAACAGGGACCCUUACCAAUCAUCCUACCGCUGCGACCUCCACUUCCAAAGGAGCCGCUGCCAGUUUGGUGGACCAAAGUGCAGUACAGGGUAGCCUCCUUCUCGCAGUCACGCUUUGUGCUGCGGCUAUGA
Messenger RNA from Penicillium canescens, 1338 nucleotides. RefSeq names its product glycoside hydrolase family 72 protein. Gene Ontology annotation, biological process: fungal-type cell wall (1->3)-beta-D-glucan biosynthetic process. The transcript has 5 exons. The record is from RefSeq and is a predicted model, not a curated record. Bases 1 to 1338 code for a protein of 445 amino acids. Gene Ontology annotation, molecular function: 1,3-beta-glucanosyltransferase activity. Lineage: Eukaryota; Fungi; Ascomycota; Eurotiomycetes; Eurotiales; Aspergillaceae. Gene Ontology annotation, cellular component: fungal-type cell wall; cytoplasm.